Prorocentrum cordatum is the source of this 4350-nucleotide messenger RNA. The record is from the annotation of a GenBank genome assembly. Lineage: Eukaryota; Dinophyceae; Prorocentrales; Prorocentraceae.
AUGGAGGAACAAUUCAAAGCAGUGUUAGAAAGACUCCAGCGCUUGGAGGACGAGAACACGCAGCUGAAGGAGCAGCUCAAGAAGAACGAGGACGACGAGGCCAGGAAGAAGGAGGCCGACGACGCCAAGAAGAGCGAGGCCGCAGCUCGUGCGAGAGCUCCCCCGCUGGUCCCGACCAGCGUGGACACCAAGCUGAUCAACAAGCCAGGCGAGUUCAGUGGGAAGGAAGCGGACUGGCGGAGGUGGUCUGUGACCAUGCGGGCCUACCUCGGAGCGGUGUCCGGCCGGAUGCUGGAGCUCAUCCGGAAAGCCGAGAACUUCGACGAGAGCCUCGACAGGGUGGACUUGGACCCGGGCGACGACCAGCUGGACGCACAGUUGUACUUCAUCCUGACCAUGUUGCUCAAGGAGAACAUGAUGGAGAAGCUAGAGACCGUCGAGUACGGAGAAGGUCUCCUACUGUGGAGGCUCCUGAUGGCGGAGUUCGAGCCGAAGUUCGCGUCUCGCAAGAUGGCCCUGCAGCAGGCGUACCUCAACUUCACCUUCAACAAGGACGAGGACCCGCGGAAGGGCAUCGACAGGCUCGAGACGCAGAUCCGCCAGUACCAGGCCGCCACCAAGAAGACCGUCGACGACGACACCCGGACCGGCGUGCUGCUGAAGGCGCUGGCCGCCGGCAGCGAGUUGCAGAAGAAACUGGGCGACCACCUCGUUCUCAACGCGCACCGCGUGGACACCUUCAUCGAGAUCAAGAUCAAGUUCGCCGGAGCGCCAGGAUCGUCCACCGACAGAGACCCGAGCAGGAAGAGGCAGAGGGUGGACAUCGCUGCGAUCGAGGAGCAGCUGCGGGCGCUCAGCCUGAACAUCGGCGCGCUGAAGGACCAGGACUGCGGGAGCGUGGAGCUGUGCCAGGUUUCCGAGCAGAAGGAGGUCGGCAUGGUCCACGCCCAGACGACGACGAACCACGUCACGAUGGGCCUGGACAGCGGCGCGGAGGUCACGGUGUGGCCCCCGGAGCUCUUCCCGCAGGUGGCCACGGAGGAGAGUCCAGAAUCUCGUAGGGGAGUCAAGUACUUCGGACCCGGAGACCGUGAGACCCCUAGCCUUCCCAAUCUUGGACGACGACGGUACGAUUUGAGGAGGAGCGCCAACGUGAACGUUGUGCCGGUGAGGAAGCCUCUGCUGGCGAUGUGCUCGAUGAUGGACGCCGGCCACGACCUGCAUUUCAAGUGCGGCGGCCGGUGCUACGCCAAGCACUGCAGGCAUGAGAUCGAUCACAUGCCCUAUGCUGCUUGGUGCCGUAGCUGUGUGGCUGGUAAGGGAAAGGCGGAUCCACACUUCCUGAAGACGUCCGACGAUUUUGGCGUCCAGGGAGUGGCUUGCGACUACUGUUUCAUGGGUGACGCCGUCGAGAGCGACAAGGCUACCGACAAGUGCUUGCCAAUCCUUGUCCACAAGUUCUACGGCGAUCGGUGGGUAUCGGCACGCGUGGUCCCACGCAAGGGCCCAGAAACGUACGCUGUGAAGGCCACGGUGGACGACGUGAUGCAGGCAGGCUUCGCCAAGUUUACGUACAAGAGCGACGGGGAGCCUGCGAUCAAGUCGCUCAAGCAGGAGGUGGUGAAGAAGCUACGGGAGGUUGCUGGCCCUGUGGACGUCAUCUUGGAAGAGAGCGGCACGUCCGAGUCACAGCAGAAUGCUGUUGUCGAGCGUGCUAUCUGGGAGGUCCAGAGCACGGCUCGCACCCUAGUGCACGCAUGCUUGGAACAUCAUCGCGUCCAGGUGCCGCUCAAGCACCCUCUGAGGAUCUAUGCCGUGGAGUACGCAGGGCAACUAUUGAACAGGUCCCGGCGUGCCGCCAAGGACAACAGGACCGCCUACGAGAUACGCAAGGGCAAGCCCUAUCGCCGGAAGCUGCCUCCAUUCGGGGAGGCCGUGAUGUACAUGCCGGUAUCAACGGUACGGCGGCGACGGAAGUUCGAGGACAGGUGGGAGACCGGCAUAUAUUUGGGGCUGGUGGAGCGCAGCAACAUGUUGCUCGUAGGCACGCCCCGUGGCGUCUUCAAGGUGAACUGCGUGAAGCGGUUGCCGGCGAUCCAGUCCAGCGAUCCGGAGCUCUUGAAAUCCAUCGUGGGGGUCCCCUGGGACCCAGUACCGGGUCCGAGGUUCGACAGCGAGUCGAGGAAGCUCAUCGUAGACGGGGUGAGGCAGGAGCACCAGACAGACGACCAGGAGGAGCACAGGUUCUACGACCAGGUGAAGUCGCAGGAGAGCCGGAUUCGCCGGAAGCGGGUAGCACCGUGCCGGCUCGCAGUCCAGGCGAGGCUCAGGACCCCCUUCGAGCAGAAGCGGGUAGCACCGCACUGCGGAGAGGUCGCGGAGAUCGUGGGCGAGCUGAUGCACCUAGGGGCGAUCGGGUCGCGGCUGCAGGAGGCGAUCCGGCAGCCUAUCAAGGACGACGUCGACGUGAUCGAGUCGGAGGUGUUCUGCAGGAAGCGGUUCGCUGACCAGGCGUCCCGGUGGGGAGUGCACCCCGGGGUCGCACUAGAUCUGACUACGGGUUGGGAUCUUAAGAAUCAGACGCAUGUGGAGCAGCAUGUGAAGGCCGGAAGGGCCACAGAAUGGCUGACCAACUCCGGAUGCAUCGCCGAGGAACUCACGAAGCUCCAGGGCGGCGAUCGCGAGAAUGCCAUCAACAGCAUAGUGAACAUGAGUCCCAUGGUGGAGAGUAAGCCGGCCAUAGUGGCGGCUGUGUUGAGAGGGCUGCGUAGACAGCUGCAGCAGGACGGUGCGGUCAGCAUCAACGCCCUGGAGCCGGGCAUUACCGGCCACGACACCCAGGAGUGGGGCGAAGACGGGCUCGAGCAGUUCUUCGACGAGCUGACGGGCGAACGGUUGAACUCCCGAGACGUCAGGGAAGCCAAAGUCAAGGAAAUCGAGUUCCUUCGUACUUUCCCUGUCUAUGAGAAGGUGCCAGAGGCGAUGGCCAAGGGCAAAGAGUUCAUCUCGACAAGGUGGACCAUAACCAACAAAGGGGACGUAAACGCACCAGACGUUCGAGCUAGAUUCGUCGGGCGUGAGUUCAAGUGGAAGUCGCCGGCGAUGGAGAACAGCCGCGACUCCACCAUUGGAGAGCGUAAGAUCUUAGUUUUGGACGUUUCUCGAGCGCAUUUUCAUCCGAAGUGCCGCCGGGAGCUGUACAUCCGGCUGCCAGAAGAGGACGCUCAGGCAGGCUUCGUGGGCAGGUUGUUGCGCACCCUGUACGGGACACGAGAUGCAGCAAACGCCUGGGACGAAUUCUUCAACGAAGCGAUCGUCAGGCGCGAGUACGAAGUGGGGCUGUCAUCACCUUGUCUGUACUACUGCGCUGCCGAGGACAGUGCUGGGUGGCGCCACGGAGACGAUCUCGUUUUCGAGGGACCUGAUGAGUGGUUAGACCGGCUCGAAGAGGGCCUCUGGAGCGUGAUGAUCCUCAAGAGACGCGCAAAGCUUGGCUGGGGCACAGCAGACGACAAGCACGUUACCAUCCUGAACAGGCUGGUGGACUUGAACGACGCGUCCCGGGUGGUUUCUCUCGAACCUGACCCACGCCAUGUUGACCUGCUUCGUGGCCUGGUUGGUUUCGACGGCCGGUCGAAAUCCGUGACGACACCUGCCGACAAGCGUUUGGAGGACAUGCACGACGAGGAGCCCCUAGGCCGAGGGCAGGCGACAGCAUUCCGAUCCGCAACAAUGAGGCUAGCUUAUCUCGCUGCGGACGUCCCGGUGUACGGUUUCAGCGCAAACCGGCUGGCGAGGUUCAUGGCUAAGCCAACAGUUGGGUCUUGGGCACGCUUGAAGAGAUGCUUGAAGUACCUACAUGGGCACGGCCGGUGGAUCCAGCAGUUCCCUUUGCAGGACCAGCCGGGCAGGAUCGACGUGUACGCCGACAGCGACUGGGCUCAGGCGGAGUUCGUGGCCCAGGUCAAGGGCGGCUCUGCCGCCAUCGGCAUGAGAUCGAUGAUCCGGGACAUGGGAGGACAGGUGUCCAUUGACCUCCACACCGACAGCACGGCAGGCAAGGGCAUCGCGUCGAGAGUGGGCUUGGGCAAGGUCCGUCAUCUCGACACGGGCUUGCUCUGGCUACAACACCACGUCAAUCGCAGAGACCUCAGGAUCAAGAAGGUGCACAAGGACGAGAACCUGGCGGACAUCGGAACGAAAGCCGUCAGCGUCACCGUGCAGGAGACUUUGAUGAAGUUGAUGAACUUCAGAGAGGCCACAGGACGGCACCCGAAGGCACUGAGGGUUGCCGGAGAAGCGGUCGAGCCAGAAGCGGGUAGCACCGUGCUGGCCGACGAGCCCGACUGA